UGCACUGAGACAGCUAAGGUGUGCCAGGACUCCUCAGAGAUGCCACUGUCUUUCUUUCAUCUAUGCUCCUUAGGGGCAAUUCUGCUGCUGCUGGUGUCAAACCUCCUUUUAUGGGAGAAUGUGGCCUCUGUGCCUUUGGGUACUAAUGACACUAAUGAUGAUAACCUAUACCUCGAAGAAUUAUUUGAUCAUGCCAGGAUACUCUUGCACAAUAUCAGUAAGCUCAACACUGAAAUGCGUAAGAUAUAUAUUGAAAGUGAGUUCUCCGAAAAAUUUCAUUAUAAAUUUCUAGCCUCAGGAUCGGAGUCAUAUGACAAAUUCAUGCUUGAGUAUUUUGUGGAUCAGGAGUUUCUGGUCAAAACUCUCACUUGCUGCCACAAUUACUCCAUCAGAACACCAAGAAACAUGGAUGAAAUCCAAAAGAUCUCUGUUCAAGAUUUCUCAAAACUGAUACUCAGUAGAGUACAGGCUUGGAAUGACACUCUUCACAACCUCCUGACCAUACUUGAGAGUACACCAGGAACACACGAUGCUGUCCUCUCAAUAGCCAGAGACAUUAGGACAAAAAAUGCAGAACUUUUUGAGGACAGCAAGAGACUACUCAACAAGACUUAUGGAAAAAUAGAGAUUGUAAAGCACGCUGUCCUGACGGGUCUUGAAGACUUCCAAUCACCUGAUGAAGAGUUUCGGCUAUUUGCUCUUUGUAAAUUAUCUUAUUGCUUACGUGAAGACAUGAAUAUGGUUAACACUUAUCUUCAGCUCUUGAGUUGUGUGAUACUUGUUAAAAGUGAAGUGUGCUUAUACCCCCAAAUUAGAGAUAACUCAGAUGUGGCCUUGAGGAUGGUUCACUGGCCUAUUUAUUGGGGUGGAAUAUUUACCGGAGAGAUGCCACUGUCUUUCUCUCAGCCGUGCUCCUGGGCACUUCUGGUGCUGCUAGUGUCAAACCUCCUUUUAUGGGAGAACGUGGCCUCUGUACCUUUGAAUUGCAAUGAGACUGAUGAACUGUACCUCACGGAACUCUUUGACCAUGCAAUGCUACUCUGCCAGAAUAUCAGUGACCUCAACAUGGAUUUGCCUAAGAUAUUUACCGUCAGUGCAUCAUCUGCAAAAGUUUCUGAUAAAUUUAUAAGUUCACCAUCAGGGUCAUCCAAUCAAAUGCUUGAGUUUCUUGGAAAUCAGGAAUUCCUGGUUAAGAAUCUCAUCUCCUGCCACAAUUAUUCCAUCAGAACACCAGAAAACAUUGAUGAAGUCCAAAAGAUCUCUCUUGAAGACUUUCCAAAACUGAUACUCAGUAGAAUGCAGGCUUGGAAUGACACUCUUCACAACCUCCUGAUCAUACUUGGAAAUAUGCCAGGAUCACACAAUGAUGUCCUAUCAUUAGCCAAAGACAUUAGGACAAAAACUGCAGAGCUUUUUGAAGACACCAAGAGUAUACUCAGCAAGAUUUAUGGAACAACAGAAAAUGUGGAUUAUACUGUCUGGUCUGGUCUUGAAGACAUUCAGUCAUCUGAUGAAGACUCUCGCUUUAUUGCCCUUUGUAAAUUAUCAUAUUGCUUGCACACUGAUUUACAAGCAGUUGACCUUUCUCUCAUGAUCCUGAGAUGUAUGGUGCUUGUUAAUAGUGACAUAUGCUCAUCCUCAAGAGUUGGAAAUUCAUGA
This is a messenger RNA of Alexandromys fortis (reed vole), 1659 nucleotides long. RefSeq lists its product as uncharacterized. The coding region runs from base 40 to 1659 and encodes 539 amino acids. Gene Ontology annotation, biological process: mammary gland development; positive regulation of lactation; female pregnancy. The record is from RefSeq and is a predicted model, not a curated record. Lineage: Eukaryota; Metazoa; Chordata; Mammalia; Rodentia; Cricetidae. Gene Ontology annotation, cellular component: extracellular region. The transcript has 15 exons. Gene Ontology annotation, molecular function: hormone activity; prolactin receptor binding.